UCUUCUCCCAAUUGUUCUGGAUUCUGAAAAUUCCGAUCACCCCGUCCGUCGGAAAAAAUUUUGCGGGGAGUUCGGAUAAUUCAGAGCGGGACGAUGCCUUAUUGCGAGGUCGGGAGAGAAAACGCCGGCGCCGACGCGGCGCUUAACAAUGCCAUCAAGAUCUUCUACCGAACGUAUGGUCACGGUCCCACCAAAGCCCUUCUCAUCAUAGGAUUGGCCGGGACUCACGAGUCAUGGGAACCGCAAAUCAAGGGCUUGACCGGGACGGUCAAACCCAACGACGACGGAGACGCGGCGUCUGAUCAGAGCUCCGGGGACGCUGACGGGGAGUCCUCCGCCGCCGCCGGCGGAGGCAUCGAGGUCUGCGCAUUUGAUAAUCGUGGUAUGGGUCGGAGUUCUGUACCCACCAAACGAUCAGAGUACACAACAAAGAUAAUGGCAAAGGAUGCAAUAGCCUUGUUGGAUCAUCUGGGGUGGAAAAAAGCACACAUUAUAGGGCAUUCUAUGGGUGCUAUGACAGCUUGCAAGUUGGCUGCAAUGGAGCCGGGGCGGGUUCUUUCUCUGGCUUUGCUUAAUGUUACUGGUGGAGGUUUCGAAUGUUUCCCAAAGCUGGAUCGGAAAAGUUUAUCCAUUGCAAUAAGGUUCCUAAAGGCCAAGACUCCUGAACAGAGGGCAGCUGUUGAUCUGGACACACAUUACUCAGAGGAAUACCUUGAAGAACAUGUCGGAACUAAUACAAGACGGACAAUCUUAUACCAGCAAUACGUAAAAGGUAUAUCAACAACUGGAAUGCAGUCCAAAUAUGGCUUUGAUGGCCAAAUUAAUGCUUGUUGGACACAUAAAGUAAAAAGAACAGAACUGGAGCAGAUCUGCUCGGGUGGAUUUCUCGUGUCAGUUGUUCAUGGAAGACAUGAUGUAAUUGCUCAGAUAUGUCACGCGAGAAGACUGGCGCAGAAGCUAUAUCCCGUUGCUAGAAUGGUGGAUCUUCACGGAGGGCAUCUUGUAAGCCAUGAGAGAACAGAAGAGGUAAAUCGAGCUCUACUUGAGUUGAUCAAGGCAGCAGAAAUGAAAACACACCCAAGUGAUUGGACUAAUCUCCCCAUGGAACCCUCUGGUUAUUUCAGGACAAGAAUUGCGUUUAUUAGAUCCACUGCAAACAGAGAGACUGCUACCUCUCUGGCAUACACUGUGGUGGAAAAGUUUCAUCUUUGUCUACUUUUCCUCUUCAGCAUGCUGGUAUUGGCUUUUGAGUAUGCGAGAAAGGCUUUCAGGGUCGUGAAACCCGUUAGGGUCGGACCGUCUCUCACGUAAAAGCCUCCAUUUUGACGGGUGGUGGUGGUAGUAGUGGUUGACGUUUCACGCGGACAAGGGCACAGUUCUACAAAGGUGGAACUAGUGAACCUAAUGAAGGAUACCUAUGCUGCUGCAAACAAGUAACUACUUCGAAAUGGAAGAGGGAGAGAGAGAGAGAAACUGUAAUACAUAUACGCAACUUCACACCCAUGAGAAGGAACUGUUCUUGUAACCUUGGAGAAACCUAAAUUCUUCAAGAUUUGAGACUUUUGAGUACUGCAAAGAAGAAAAGCAAUGAUCACGAAAUCCAUAUUAUGCUUUGAA
This is a messenger RNA of Tarenaya hassleriana, 1617 nucleotides long. RefSeq names its product putative aminoacrylate hydrolase RutD. The record is from RefSeq and is a predicted model, not a curated record. The coding region runs from base 94 to 1311 and encodes 405 amino acids. The transcript is spliced from 11 exons. NCBI's taxonomy places the organism in Eukaryota, Viridiplantae, Streptophyta, Magnoliopsida, Brassicales, Cleomaceae.